Cladocopium goreaui is the source of this 150-nucleotide messenger RNA. Lineage: Eukaryota; Dinophyceae; Suessiales; Symbiodiniaceae. The record is from the annotation of a GenBank genome assembly.
GAGCGCUGCAACUUCCAGACCAAGCUACGCGCACCCCUGGAGCCCGAGGAUCCACGCUGGACGGCUGAGCAGCGCGCCUUGAUUCUGAAGAUCGAAGACCGGGUGGCGGAAAUCUCAGGCGCUGCGCGGCACCAGGAUGAGACGGCCCUG